AAUGACGACAAGACUUUCCGUCCAGGCAUAAGAUAGAAAGAAAUAUAUGGAAGUGAUAACAAACAUUUCCGUCCGAGCAAGAGAAGAAAGCUCUUUCUUUCAGAAAUUGCGAAGGAAAUGAUCCCAGAGGUAGUCCUAAACUCUGGCCAUAGAAUGCCAUUGAUAGGCUUUGGUACAGGAUGUGAAACUAUCCCUGAAAAUCUCACUUCUACUCUAGUCCAUGCAAUCGAGAUCGGUUACCGGCACUUCGAUACUGCUUCUCUCUACAAGACCGAAGAGUUCGUAGGCCAAGCCAUAGCCCAAGCGCUCGAACGAGGCCUAAUCAAUAACCGUAGCGAUGUUUUCGUUACUUCGAAGCUAUGGUGCUCAGAUGCAGACCAUGAUCUUGUCCUCCCAGCACUUAAAGAAACACUACAAAAACUGGGACUAGAUUAUGUGGAUCUCUAUCUGGUGCACUGGCCUGUAAGGAUGAAACAGGGAACUGGAAUCAUUUCCCCAAAGGAGGACUUACUUCCCUUUGAUAUGAAAGGGACAUGGGAAGCCAUGGAAGAGUGUUGCAGGUUGGGGUUAGCUAAGUCCAUUGGUGUCAGCAAUUUCUCAAGCAAGAAGCUCUCCCAACUUCUAACAUAUGCCACCAUCCCUCCAGCUGUGAAUCAGGUGGAGAUGAAUCCCUCAUGGCAACAGAAGAAGCUGAGAGAUUUCUGCAAUGAAAAAGGAAUCCAUGUCAGUGCCUGGUCUCCUCUGGGAGCAUAUGGAGCUGUCUGGGGUUCUUCUCUGGUCAUGGAAAAUCCAAUCCUCAAAGAUAUUGCCUUGGUUAAGGGGAAAACCAUUGCAAAGAUCUCACUGAGGUGGGUAUAUCAGCAAGGAUCAAGUCCAAUUGUGAAGAGCUUCAACAAGGAGAGGAUGAAAGAAAACCUCCAAAUCUUUGAUUGGGAACUAACCCAGGAAGAUAUUGAUAAGAUAAGCCAGAUUCCACAGAGAAAGGGGGUUUCAGGAGCAAUUUUUAUUUCGCCAAAUGGACCUUACAAGUCAUUGGAGGAACUUUGGGAUGAAGAGAUCUUAACCCUGUAAGUUUUGCUCCUAUUUUUUAAGAUAGGGCCACAGAACAAGGAAGGGAAGUUGAGGAAUUGUAGUGAUCACAAUAAAGCUAGAAGUAGAUUUAGUAGUUGUACUUCAUCAGGAAAAAAACGAAGCUGGAAUUUAGUGUAUUUUCUAGUUCAAAUUACUUAUAGUUAGUGUUUGUGUCUGUUUGUAAUAUCUAAUAUUCCAAUUACAUAUUGGUUUGGAAAGGAAAAUUUAGUGACAUGAAAUGAUUUGGCUUUAGUAAA
Molecule: messenger RNA, 1328 nt
Organism: Macadamia integrifolia
Lineage: Eukaryota; Viridiplantae; Streptophyta; Magnoliopsida; Proteales; Proteaceae
Product: methylecgonone reductase-like
Exons: 3
Coding region: 118-1071 (317 amino acids)
Cellular component (GO): cytosol
Molecular function (GO): aldose reductase (NADPH) activity
Source: RefSeq, a predicted model, not a curated record